This is a messenger RNA of Anolis carolinensis (green anole), 6082 nucleotides long. RefSeq names its product protein phosphatase 1 regulatory subunit 3E (gene ppp1r3e). Gene Ontology annotation, cellular component: protein phosphatase type 1 complex. The transcript has 2 exons. Bases 3615 to 4547 code for a protein of 310 amino acids. The record is from RefSeq and is a predicted model, not a curated record. Gene Ontology annotation, molecular function: protein phosphatase 1 binding; glycogen binding. NCBI's taxonomy places the organism in Eukaryota, Metazoa, Chordata, Lepidosauria, Squamata, Anolidae. Gene Ontology annotation, biological process: regulation of glycogen biosynthetic process.
GUUAAAGUGGUGUCGAACUGCAUUACGUCUAUAGUGUAGAUUCAACUGAAGUCAGCUAAGAAGGCAGGAGGAAGCCAUGCUCUCCUCCAAAUAUUUAAUAGCCCUUGAUAAUACGUUAUUGAGUGAUAUUGACUUUGCCAGGGCUAUUAAGGCAACCCUUUGUCCAAACUGCAACAUUAGAAGCAUAAAAUGAAUUUAAUUGAGUGAUUCAUGGUUAUAUAACCCAAACCUCCGAAGUUUAUGACUGUUUCUCUUACAGCCACCUUUCCUGGAGAGGAAACUGAUAGAAAGAAAACUCUGGAUGCAUCCACACUAGAAUUAAUGCAGUUUGACACCACUUUUGCCACACUGGCUCAGUGCUAUGGGGCCGUGGGAGUUGUCAUUUUCCAAGGUCUUCUGCCUUCUCUACAAAGAGUGCUGAUGCUUCAACAGUAUCUUCCAGGUUAGCACUGACCAUGGCAGCAAAAGUGAAGUCAAACUGCAUUUAUUCUCAAGUGUAGAUGCACCCACCAUUGGAUUUGUUCUUUAGGGGCUCAGCUCUGCCUUUGCCUGUGAGCGAUAGCAGAACAUUGGUGAAAGUGCUGGAAUGCUUCUCCGCUGUAGACCAUCUGCUGCAUCACUGACCACAAAUAAAGCUUACCUUACAGUGAUAAUGUGCCUCCAUGUUCAGGACUGAAUGGAGUCUUGGUGAGGCCUGGAACUGAGCCCAGUUUCAGAACAGAGCUCUGUAUGUGGGUAGAUGGGUGGGGGUUAUGUUUGGAUCAGAAAGAUGGAAUAAAUGUGAGUAGGAGGUAUUUUUCAGAUGUCGCUUCAAAUUAAGGAAGGCAGAUUGAAUUCGGGGUGCAUCUAUAUUGCAAAAUUAAUGCAGUUUGGGGAGGCUGUAGUCUGGGGAGGCACCAGCACUCUUUAGCAGAGAAGGCCAAAGAUGUUGUAAAACUUCGACUCAAUUCCAUCACAUUGAGCCAUGCCAGUUAAAGUGGUGUCAAACUGCAUUAAUUCUACCAUUUAGAUCAGUCAGUCAGUCUGUGAUAAGGUCCAUUCCUAGGCAUGGAUGGGCAGACUGGCACAUCUCAGUUUAAAUUAGGGCUGAUGAAUAAAGUGCAUGGGUCAGAUAAGUAGGGCAAAAUAAGAUGGGGAAAAUAAACUUAGGGCGGAAAACAACAGUAAAGUGCCAGGACAGAUUUCAAAUCUUAAUAGGAGCCAGGUUGUUAGGGGAUUGUCUGAUCAAAUGCACAUCGGAACAUCCAUUUUUUAGAUCUUUACGGAAGAUAGAGCAGGUGGGUGCUAGCCUAAUCUCCCCAUGAAGGGAAUUCCAGAGUCGGGGAGCCACCACAGAGAAGGCCCCCUCCUGCGUCCUCACCAGCCUUGCUUGUGAUGGGGAGGAAGCAAGAGAAGAGCCUCCCCAGGAGAUCUUAGAGAUCACACAGGUUCAUAGGGGAAGACGCGGUCACGAAGAUAGGCUGGUCCCGAACCAUUUAGGGCUUUCUAGGUGUUAACCUGCACCUUGAAUUGGGACCAGAAACUUAUCGGCAGCCAGUGGAGCUGUAACUGGCUCCUGUUCAAAGCCUGGCUGCUGAUCUUUGAACCAGUUGUAGUUUCCGAGCCGUCUUCAAAGGCAGCCCCAUGUAGAGUACAUUACAGUAGUCCAGUCUGGAGGUAACUAAAGCAUGGGCCACCUUGGUCAAGUCAGACUUCUUGAGGUACGGUCACAGCUGGUGCACAAGCUUUAAUUGUGCAAAGGCCCUCCCAGCCACUGCCAUCACCUGAGCCUCAAGCGUCAGUGCUGAAUCUAGGAGGACCCCCAGACUGCGGACCUGUGUCUUCAAGGGAGUGUAACCACACUGAGCACAGGUUGCCACAGCAGACACAAGCAGACACAAACGUAAUAGAAGCCGAGUGAGAAGCUAUGGCAAUGGCAGCCUUGAGAUCUUUCAGGAGCGUAAUUGAAUAUAGGGGAGUGAUGUGAUGUGGUUGCCUUUCCUCCUCCCUUUCUGUUUACAGAGAUGGAGCGAGAAUAAAGCCAUAAGCCCAUUUAACCCUUUUGUUCUGGCCCAAGCGAUGAGGCAGGCGGGGAGGGGAUCUUAAGGGGAUGGAGAGUGCACCAGGCCUGAUCCAUUAUUCAUGACCGGAUGCCUGCAGUUUUCUCGAUAAUUCAUAUACACAGAGACGCUCUUGGGCACCUGGUUAACACGGCACGAAGCCAAGAAAACAUCUCCGCCGUGGUGAAAAACUCCAUCUCUUCUCCCACUGAUGGGUUUCCACUUUCCUUCCAAGUCCUAUUGGUUGUCUGUCUUGCCGGUUUUUAAUAUUCAUUAUUUUCCCCCUUCUUAUAUCCUAAUAUCCCAGUUUGGGGUUGCCAUUUCCAAUCUGUUUCAGAUCUCACCCGCUGCCCCUUUCCCUGACCAGUGUGAGGCAUUUGGCUUUCUGGCUCUCUCAUAAUCCAUUAGUUCCAUUUUCUCUCCUGAAUAAUUCAUCCCUCCCCUUUGGAAAUCUCUUUAAACAUGUCUUCCUUUUUGGGUACAUCGUGUCCUUGGCACCUGGAAGGGGGUGAGGUGUCCUUUUGCUCAGUGUUAAUAAAAGCUCCAGGUUUCUGGACACAAAGACUUUCCCAUUUGCUUAGGUCUCGCCAUCUGGCCUUGGUUGCUAAUCCCUAGGAGAGCUCUUCCUUGGAGCAGCAUCUGGAAGGGCCAGGAGAUUUGAAGGAGCAGCUACUCUAAUAAUUAUGGUAAUAUCUGAGUCACCUUUGCCUGGACCACAUUGAAUAUGAAGCUAGCAAGCCAGUGAGCUGGGGAGCUAUCCAAAAAGGAGUGCAAGGGGUAAACAGCCUCUUUCCUGAGAGAGACAAGAGAGGAAAUAUCUAGGAUGCAUUGACGUGGAAGUAUUGCAAUCGCCAAAUGAGAAGAGGAGGAAGACUCCAUGGAGAUAGUCCUCCUGUAUAGAGAAUGUCUGCAUUUCUAUUAUUAUAAGUCAGUCGAGUAGAGUGAAAGGAAAUGAGACAAGCAGAUAGGAGACCUCACUGACCAAGUACUAGAAGGCAGGAGAGCGGAAAAGAUAAACGGAGGCCACCCCGUUGGAUCAAUACAGCCAGACAACAGCACGGAUGGAAUAGUAAUAAAAGACACCGUGUUUCCAAAAGGCACAGCGACAGAAUGAAAAAAUAAGACAGAAGGGAGGGGAAUCGCCAAAAGGAAAAAAAGACAACGGAGACGUAGAGCAAAAGCUCAGCUUGGCUGGAUCGGCUGAUGGAAACCAACACGUUCACUAAGCUGGUGAAGGGACAGCAAGAACAAAAGUGAUCCACAGACGAACUCAAAAUCCUGCAGACCAUUUGAAGGGUGGUGCAGACAGAACCAUCGGCAGCAAUGGUGUGACGAGAGAGACUACCAGACAUCCAAAGACUGAGAAGCAGAAGGGGAUUGCCAAGGUGGAGCAUCCUUUUCCUCCCCAAAUGGAACCAUAGGACUCUUCAUCCCAGGCAGAAGGAGCAGCUCUGACUGGCAGACAGAAAAAUAACUCUUCACUUGAUUCUUUCGGCUGCAGGGUCAGAAGGUGAAUCUUGCCCUGCUUGGACUGUGUCAAAAUAGCCAAGAGCUACUAAGGACACCAGCUUCUCCAUGGCCUGUGCCCCACCAUCACCUCUCACCCCUGGCAAUAUCCCCCGCAACCUCAGCUACAUCGCAGGCCUCUAUGAGCGUGCCUACUACCGCACCGCCCGCCCAAGCCUGGCCGAGGACUCGGGCACCGAAGGCUCUGAAUCGGAGUCGGAGGGCAGGCCCCGGAGCCGGCCACGCAGGCGCCGGCACCUCUUUGGGGGCCCCAAGAGGAGGGGAAGGCGCCGGACCCGCUCGGCCCCAGCCCGGGGCAGGAGCAGGGGGCCCUCACGAAGCCGCAGCCCAGGGACACGCAAGAGGGUCCGCUUCGCCGACUCCCUGGGCCUCGAGUUGACCAGCGUCCGGCAGUUCUGGCCCAACGAUCUUCCACAAGUGCCGGAGCGUGUCCACACCCAGCUGAGGCGGGAUUCACUCAGCCAUUUCGCCCCUUGCCUGCCUUUUUGCCCACCAGUAAAGGAUCCUUUGAGCCUUCAGUGCCUGCUAGAACCCACCUUCCUGGAUCCCCUAAGCAUGCCGGAUUUCUCCCAACGCCUCCUGGCCCAAUGUGUGUUGCUGGAAGGAGCCCGUGCCGAGGGAUCCUGUGUAUCCGGCACCAUCCGGGUGCUCAACUUGGCCUAUGAGAAACGGGUCUCCGUCCGUUACACAUGGGACUACUGGGCCACCAAGCAUGAUGCCCGGGCCUCCUACGCCGCCCCUGCGGGACGGGGCCGAGACCAUGCCGACCGCUUUGCCUUCCGUUUGCUGCUGCCCGUCCCGCUCCCUCCAGGGGUCUUUCUGGAGUUUGCCCUGUGCUACCUGGUGGGUGGGAAGGAGUUUUGGGACAACAACGAAGGUCGAAACUAUUCCUUCCGUCCCCCACCUUGUGUGGAUGAGGAAGAGGAGCCUCCCAGUCCCACUCAGGAUUGCUGUGAGACGGGAUGGAUACACUUCCUCUAAGAAGGAAGGAGUGAUGUCCAUCCACAAAAACACUAAGAUGGAGGAGGAAGCCGGGGGAAGGGGGAAGGGACAAGGGAAGGGGGAAGUUUCCAAAAACUCAAGAAUUAAGAUGGUGUGAUAGCUCUCCUAUCCACAGCUUGAACCCUUGGCUUCUAUUGGUCACCUUAGGCACAUCUACAAUGCAGAAUAAAUGUGGCUUGACCCCUUUUGAUUGCCAUGGCUCAAUGCUAUCAAAUCAUGGGAACUGUCAUUUUACAAGGUCUUUAGCCUUCUCUGCAAAAUGACAUGAGCACCUCACUAAGCUAUAACUUCUGUGCUUCCAUAGCAUUGAGGCAUGCCAGUUAGAGUGGUGUCAAACUGCAUUAUUUCUACAGUGUAGACACACCCCUUGUCAUUUUAGCCUUAAGAUCUCUUCCCAGGAACUGACCAGACAAGCAAGAUCCACUCUGAUAAAGUAUGAUGGCAUCAUUGCUGAUCAAUACAUCAAAUUACCAGGAAACAAAAUAGUGAAGAUUGAUGGUCUGACAAAUAAAACAGGCAUCUAGCCUUAUGUUUGUUAAACACACAGGACACUUGAAACACUUGUUUCAAACAAAGGAUACAUUUAGUUUGGAACUGAUGCAUUCCAUCAAUUCAUUGAUGCAUUGGGUUAUUGUGUGUUUUCCAGGCUAUAUGGCCAUGUUCCAGAAGUAUUCUCUCCUGACAUUUCGCCCACAUCUAUGGCAGGCAUCCUCAGAGGUUGUGAGAUAUACCUCACAACCUCUGAAAAUGCCUGCCAUAGAUGUGGGCGAAAUGUCAGGAGAGAAUACUUCUAUGGCAGGCAUCCUCAGAGGUUGUGAGAUAUACCUCACAACCUCUGAAAAUGCCUGCCAUAGAUGUGGGCGAAAUGUCAGGAGAGAAUACUUCUGGAACGUGGUCAUACAGCCCGGAAAACACACAAGCCUGUGAUUCUGGCCAUGAAAGCCUUCGACAACACAUUGAUGCAUUAGUUAUGGAACUGAUGCAGCUGACACCACUUGUUAAGUGCCAUGGCUCAAUGCUUUGGAAUCAAGAGAGUUGUAGCUUUACAAAUAGUUUUGCCUGGUACAUCUACAAAUCUCAGGAUUCCAUGGCAUUGAGCCACAGAAGUUAAAGUGGAAUCAAACUAAAUUACUUCUACAGUGUAGAUGCAUCCCAUUGUUUGCCAGUGAAAUGGCAACAGGAAAUGGGCAUCUAAGUCUCCUGUGGGAGGGAGUUCCAUUGGGAGCAGCCACUAAAAAGACCCUCUUGUGCUCACAAAAUAUUUGGCAGGGAUAAGUGUUCUAUAGCUAUCCUGGAUCCAAAGGCCCUUCCAGAAAGGCCCUAUAUGCCAGGAUCUGCUCCCAGGUUUUCUGUUUAUCCCAGGUUAUCUGGCAGUGUGCGGACUCAUAUAAUCCAGUUUAAAGUAGAAAACCUGGAAUCAGAUCCUGGGAUAUAGGGCCUGUUUGGAAGGGUCCCAAGUCCCUGUGGUAUCUCAUUUGUGCCUUAAUGUGAAAUGGAGUAAGCUAAAUGGAUAA